CUAAACGUCUGAAUCGUGAAUCGUCUGAUCGAUUCCAUGGAAGGAGGAUUCCGCAAUCGGCAAUCGGCAUGCAUAUUAUUAUUCCAGCAUCAAUAACUGUUUCAGUAUUUAUAAUUAGGACUAGCUUGCAACCCAUUAUCUACACAAGCUAGCGCAGAUGGAGAUGCAUCAGCCCCGGGAUCCGGAAGACAACCUCCAAUUCGAAAAGAUAGUCGAUCCAAGGGAGAAGAUGAGCAAAGCCUUGAAGAGGUGUCUUCUCCUACUCAAUUUGGCUUUGAUGGUGCUGGGCGAGUCCGGUGGUCCGCUGCUGAUGCGACUCUACUUCAACCGAGGCGGUAAUAGAAUUUGGUUAUCUAGCUGGUUGGAGACCGGCGGUUGGCCAAUUUUUCUAUUCCCUCUAUUGUUUUCGUACUUGCACCGGCGUAGCAAGCUGGGUGAACAAGGUGCCAGGCUCUUCUUCAUGAAGCCUCGUCUCUUUGUUGCUUCUGCUUCCCUUGGCCUCCUCACCGGCUUGGUUGACUACUUGUAUGCCUAUGGCAUGUCUCGUUUGCCCGUCUCCACCAUUUCUCUCAUAAAUUCCAGCCAACUGGCCUUCAAUGCACUUUUCUCUUUUCUUCUAGUUAGGCAAAGGUUUACACCUUUUUCUAUUAACUCUGUCGUUCUGCUGACCAUUGGGGCCAUAGUUCUCGGCCUUCAUUCAAGCAGCGACCGACCAAAGGAUGAGGCCAAAGAUCAGUAUUAUAUGGGUUUCUUUGUCUCUAUUGGAGCGGCAGUAUUGUAUGGUCUGUUGCUACCCAUGGUUGAGUUCACAUACAAAAGAGCCAAGCAGGCCAUUACUUACCCUUUGGUUAUGGAGAUCCAGAUGGUGAUGUCCAUCUUUGCUACUGCUUUCUGUACCGUAGGGAUGCUAGUGAACAAAGACUUCAAGGCCAUUGGAAGUGAGGCAAGGGAGCAUGAGCUUGGGGUGGUAAAGUAUUACGUAGUGCUGGUGUGCAGUGCAAUCUUUUGGCAGUUCUUUUACCUGGGAGCUGUUGGUGUCAUCUUCUAUGCUUCGUCUCUGGUCGCAGGUAUUACAAGUGCAACGUUACUCCCCAUAUUGGAGAUACUGGCUGUUAUCUUCUACAAAGAGAAAUUCAAAGGUGAAAAGGGAAUCUCCCUUACCUUAGCUUUAUGGGGUUUCACCUCUUACUUCUAUGGAGAGCUCAAAGGAAACAACCAACAAGAUCAAAAACCAGAGUCAGAGCCUCAUCAGUGUCCUAAUUCAUCAUCUCAAGUCUAGUGAAGCAAUUGUAUGCAUGAAUUUAAAGAAUAAGUCUUUUGUAUUUAUUCUCAACAUAUAAUUAUAUAUA
Molecule: messenger RNA, 1349 nt
Organism: Nelumbo nucifera (sacred lotus)
Lineage: Eukaryota; Viridiplantae; Streptophyta; Magnoliopsida; Proteales; Nelumbonaceae
Product: purine permease 3-like
Cellular component (GO): membrane
Molecular function (GO): purine nucleoside transmembrane transporter activity
Source: RefSeq, a predicted model, not a curated record